AUGCCUCGUUAUGGUGGAAGCUUCCGCGAAAGGCAGUGGACCCCACAAGCUCCAUGGUCGGUCGGCGAAUAUUGUUGGUACCAAUUCGCCCAGAACGGACGGCCUGUAAUCGUUCGCUACCGAUGUCUCGUUGCUCACAUCAGCGCCACCAAUAGUCCACCGUGGAGCAGCCCGCAGCUAUGGAGCCAAGUUUAA
Molecule: messenger RNA, 195 nt
Organism: Desarmillaria tabescens
Lineage: Eukaryota; Fungi; Basidiomycota; Agaricomycetes; Agaricales; Physalacriaceae
Exons: 3
Coding region: 1-195 (64 amino acids)
Source: RefSeq, a predicted model, not a curated record